AUGUACUCCAAUAGGUUGGAGACCGCGGUUGCUCGCUUUAAGUCAGAAAAAAUUGAAGCAGCGCUCAAUGUUGCCGCAGCAGAUGGCGACAAUCGGAACACAUUCAUGAGAGAAAGCAUGCAAAGGCUAGAGGAAGCGAUAGGGGCUUUAGAGGAGGCCGGUGGUAAGAUCCGAGAACUGUUACAGGAGUAUGCGGAAACCCUCAGUUCACUAGAGAACCCGCCAGAAAAAGAAACGAAAGACUUUGAGGAAUACACCUCCAAGGCGGAAAAGUCACUGGUCAUAGCCUUUGACUAUAUCGUCCUGCUCCAAGCUCGCCUAAGAGCUUUCAAGUCCUUCAAGGAGGAUAUCAUUUCAAGUGAAGAGAUGAUCUCCAUCUACGUCGGACGACCAUCGUCACCGAGAACUCAGGAACGGAAUGAGUAUCAGAAGAAACCAUUUCACAAGCCUCUUAAUACUUGCAUGUAUUGUGGCAAAAAUCACAAAUCAGGAGAAUGCGACAAAAUGGACCCACGAAGUAUGGACAGCGAUUUCUUCUACAUUUACAAGUAUCUCCAAGGACAGUCAGUCAGUGGCUUCGAAAACGACCUAACCUUGACGAUAGAAGCUAUUCAUCGACAAGUUUUUGUCUUUGGAACUCUGAGAAACGACUGGGAGCACCUGAAGAGCAACGAAAAUUUCGUUUUGGGGGGACCAGGAGAACAAGUCCUCCUAAUCAUCGAGCUGCUUCGAACGGCGGAACAAGCAGUGGAGCAGAUCAAGAAGCUAGCGACUCGUUUUGUUCUCACGGACCGAUUAUUCGAAGCACUAGUUCAGAAUGGAAAGGUCAAUCCCAGUCUUCGGCGAGAUUGGUUACGCAAGAAGCACAAGUUCGACGUGGAAGCGGACAAAGUGCUCGAGUUUGUG
Messenger RNA from Ostertagia ostertagi, 906 nucleotides. Lineage: Eukaryota; Metazoa; Nematoda; Chromadorea; Rhabditida; Trichostrongylidae. The record is from the annotation of a GenBank genome assembly.